AUGCACGUUUUCAAGGAUGAUAACAUUGUUUUGGCUGAAGCUAACAAACCCUGUGUUGAUAACACUGCCUGUAGUUUACCUGAGGCUUUGAUGGCCUCACCCUCUGUUGCAGAUGGAAUUUCCUGCAUCUGUUCUGUAACUAGCAAUGAAGAAUUUUUUGGAACUGAUACAGAUAUGGCUGAAAGGAGGGAUAAACAUUCAGGGCUCAGUGUAACUGCAACAUGGAUGCCUGCAGACACUGAGCUUGUUUCGAAAGCCGGGUCAUGUCCUGAUGCCAUUGCCAAAUACAUUUAUGCUGGUAAGAAACCCGAUAAUUUUCUGUUAACUGAUGUUAGGAAGCAUCUUCUAUAUCAGGGAUGGAAAAUGGAGUCUAAGCAAGAUGGAAAACUUAUCAGAAGGCGAUACGUCUCACCUACUGGGCACCUUUAUUACUCUCUUUAUCAGAUCUGUUUAGAUCUAACCAAUCACUCAAGAAAGCAUAUUUGUUUAAACAUCAAAGAUGUACAUGUUGAACCAAACGUCAACCAUCUAGGUGUUGUUGAACCAAACAUCAGGGGACUUUUUGUUGAACAAGAAUAUUUCCCUGAAGCUGUUUUGGACUGGUCUAUGGCUGAAUUGGAUAUGAUUCGCAGAUGCAAGAGAAGUUAUAUGACACUAAAGGCAAAAAAGCAUCUCUCAUGGCUGGGUUGGGCGUUUCACUAUGCUUCCAGUAAUGGAAGGCGCUAUUUGUACUACACUUCACCAAGAGGAAGGAUGUACCAGUCACUUCGGGAAGCCUGCAAAAACUGUAUAAAAGGUGGAGUUUCUCAAACUGAUGCUACUCCUAGAACAGUGGAAAAGAUUAAUGCUGUUGAGGAGAUUGAAUGUCAGUCAGCAAGUGAAAAGCUUUCUUCUGCACUUGCAAUUGUGGAUAUACAGAGAAGCUCGAUGCCAUCAAAUACCGAAUCUGGAAACUGGUCCAAGAAGUGUUAUUCAAGAUGUGAGAGAAGAAAUGGUGUUGAGCAAAGUAGAGUCAAUCAGAGAAAUCAAAAGCCUAAAAGGAAGAGAAGGGAUAGUUCAUCAUAUCUUGCGUUUGACUUAAAAAAAGGCCGAGCUGACUUACCCGUUAAAUACACUAACAUCUCAAGAUUGAAAGGUGAAAAGUCACCUGCGACAUUGGUCAAACUAAGAGAGAAUCUUAAAGGUAGUCAACAUAACCAUGUUCUACGAUCAACCAAAAGAGUGCAGCAGAUUGUAACUCCUAGUUCACUGCGUCAAAGUCCACGAACUGCGAUGUAUUGGUUAAUAGAUAAAAAUAUUAUUUUGCCAAAGUCAAAAGUACAUUACUGGAGGAAGGGACAGAGGUUGAAAGCAGAAGGGAGGAUAACUCGUAAUGGAAUUAUGUGCAAAUGUUGUGGCAAGGUAUACAGUCUUGGUGGUUUUGUAGCACAUGGUGGCGGUGACAACCACAGACCAGCUGCCAAGAUAUUCUUGGAAGAUGGAAGGUCUCUGUUGGACUGCCAGAUGCAAGUAAUACAAAACAGUAGAGUGAAGUUUGGAAAAAAGAAGAAUUCCCAGUUGACACGCAAUUGCCGAAUGGACAAGAACGAUGACAUUUGUUCUGUUUGUCAAUAUGGGGGUGAACUGAUUUUAUGUGAUCAAUGUCCAUCCUCAUUCCAUAAAAACUGCCUUGGUUUAAAGACUGUUCCAGAUGAUAAUUGGUUCUGUCCUUCAUGUUGCUGUGGGAUUUGUGGUCAACACAAACUUAAAGAUGGUGCAAAUAUGGUGGAUAACAGACUUUUAUCUUGUGCUCAGUGUUUGCAUAAUAUCAUGUUGGCUGCAUAAGCAGUGCACGGGCAGAUAGGUUGGAAAUAUGUGCAAAAGAAAAUUGGUUUUGCCGCAAAAAGUGU
This is a messenger RNA of Hibiscus syriacus, 1889 nucleotides long. RefSeq lists its product as uncharacterized. Bases 1 to 1824 code for a protein of 607 amino acids. The record is from RefSeq and is a predicted model, not a curated record. NCBI's taxonomy places the organism in Eukaryota, Viridiplantae, Streptophyta, Magnoliopsida, Malvales, Malvaceae. The transcript is spliced from 3 exons. Gene Ontology annotation, molecular function: transcription corepressor activity. Gene Ontology annotation, biological process: negative regulation of DNA-templated transcription.